This is a messenger RNA of Racocetra fulgida, 347 nucleotides long. Lineage: Eukaryota; Fungi; Glomeromycota; Glomeromycetes; Diversisporales; Gigasporaceae. The record is from the annotation of a GenBank genome assembly.
AAAACUUAGAAAUAUCAUAACCGAAAUCGAACAGUCUACUCAUUUCAUUCCAUUCUCUCCAACUACAUCUCUAACACCCGAUAUACAUCACCAUGAAUGUGCUAAAUGUAAACAACCUAUCAGCUGCAAAGCAACUAAUAACCUACAUUAUUUAGCAGCAGAUGCUAUACUGUUUAAUGACAAACCUUACCACAAAUUGUGUACUGAAACUGAACCUACCUCACAACAAACUUCUUCCUCUUAUAAUACACAACAAGAUUCUUCUACUAGUAAGGAUACAUUUAUCCAAAAACUACAACAAUCAUUAAAUGAAUAUAGAUCUAAUAACCUGUUAUCUUCUGGACUCG